Messenger RNA from Botrytis porri, 969 nucleotides. RefSeq lists its product as uncharacterized. The record is from RefSeq and is a predicted model, not a curated record. Gene Ontology annotation, biological process: rRNA methylation; box C/D sno(s)RNA 3'-end processing. NCBI's taxonomy places the organism in Eukaryota, Fungi, Ascomycota, Leotiomycetes, Helotiales, Sclerotiniaceae. The transcript is spliced from 4 exons. Gene Ontology annotation, cellular component: nucleolus; small-subunit processome; box C/D methylation guide snoRNP complex. Gene Ontology annotation, molecular function: rRNA methyltransferase activity; RNA binding; histone H2AQ104 methyltransferase activity. The coding region runs from base 1 to 969 and encodes 322 amino acids.
AUGGCAUACACACCAAGAGGAAGUGCUCGUGGCGGCGACCGUGGAGGACGUGGAGGAUUCGGCGGGGGAAGAGGUGGUGAUCGUGGUGGUCGCGGAGGCUUUGGAGGAAGAGGUGGUGGUAGAGGUGGUGGAGACCGUGGAGGACGUGGAGGUGGUCGUGGUGGUGGAAGAGGAGCUCCCCGUGGAGGACGUGGUGCUCCAAGAGGCCGUGGAGGUGCUGGUGCCAGAGGUGGUGCCAAGACCAUUGUCGAGCCCCAUCGUCAUGAAGGAAUCUUCGUCGCUCGUGGCAAGGAAGAUAUGUUGGUCACCAAGAACCUUAGCCCAGGUGAAUCUGUAUACGGUGAGAAGCGAAUCAGUGUCGAGGGCGCCGGCCCAGCCAACGAAGAUGGUACUCCAAGCACCACCAAGACCGAAUACCGUGUCUGGAAUCCUUUCAGAAGUAAGAUUGCAGCAGGUGUUCUCGGUGGUAUGGAUGAGAUUUUCAUCAAGCCAGGUGCUAAGGUCCUUUACCUUGGUUCCGCCUCUGGAACUUCAGUUUCCCACGUUGCCGAUAUCGUUGGACCCACAGGAACUGUUUUCGCAGUCGAAUUCUCUCACAGAUCUGGCCGUGAUCUUAUCAACAUGGCUACCCACCGCACAAACGUCAUCCCAAUCAUCGAGGACGCUCGUCACCCACUUAAGUACAGAAUGCUGGUCUCUAUGGUCGACGUUAUCUUCGCCGAUGUCGCACAACCUGAUCAAGCCCGUAUUGUUGGAUUGAACGCACAUUUGUUCUUGAAGGUUGGUGGUGGUAUUUUGGUUUCCAUCAAGGCAUCUUGUAUCGACUCCACAGCCGCACCAGAAGCUGUUUUCGCUAGAGAAGUACAAAAAUUGAGAGAGGAGAGAAUUAAGCCUUUGGAGCAAUUGACUCUAGAACCUUUCGAGAGAGACCAUUGCAUGGUUUCCGGACGUUACGUCCGAUCCUUGUAA